GCGAGAGAGGGAGGGGGCGAGUCUACCGUGGCGGAAACCCGGACGAUGAUGAGCUCGACGUGAAAGCGAGUUCACGAUGCUUUAAAAAAAAAAAAAAGACAAUCUCUCUCUGUCUAUUUUCUUUUUAUCCUUUUUUUUCUUUAACCAUCUGACUCAAGGUUGUUUUGUUUAGUUUUUGUUUUUGUUGUUGUUGCUAUUUUUGCUGCCUGUGACGACGACGACGACGAGGAGGAGACGUGCACGCAGGUGUGAGUGUGUCUGAAGCCCGAAAGGCGGCGGAGCCAGAAUGCCGGAGCAGAGCAACGACUACCGCGUGGUGGUGUUCGGGGCGGGCGGCGUCGGGAAGAGCUCCCUGGUGCUGCGCUUCGUCAAGGGCACCUUCCGCGACACCUACAUCCCCACCGUGGAGGACACGUACCGCCAGGUGAUCAGCUGCGACAAGAGCGUGUGCACGCUGCAGAUCACCGACACCACCGGGAGCCACCAGUUCCCCGCCAUGCAGCGCCUGUCCAUCUCCAAGGGACACGCCUUCAUCCUGGUCUACUCCAUCACCAGCAAGCAGUCGCUGGAGGAGCUCAAGCCCAUCUACCAACAGGUGCUGGCCAUCAAGGGCAACGUGGAGGCCAUCCCCAUCAUGCUGGUCGGCAACAAAAGCGACGAGACCCAGCGAGAGGUGGACACCAAGGACGGCGAGGCGCAGGCCGGCCAGUGGAAGUGCGCCUUUAUGGAGACGUCGGCCAAGACCAACCACAACGUCACCGAGCUCUUCCAGGAGCUCCUCAACCUGGACAAGAAGCGCAACAUGAGCCUCAACAUCGACGGCAAGCGCUCGGGCAAGCAGUCGCGCGCCGAGAGACUGAAGGGCAAGUGCAGCGUCAUGUAAGCCGCGGCCACGACUCAAACAGGAAUCUCCCGUCAUUCGCAUCCUCCUCCCAAUCGCGACUCGGCGGUAGUUUCGUACCGCCGGUCAGAGCGUCCGAAGGGAUCGUCCAAUCCGCCCAACACAUAAACCCAUCGCGUAGACAAGCUAGAUGUAAAAGAACUCGGUUUUCCUGUGAGGUGGGAGAGCAUGAACGCCACACAAGAAGGAUGUAAAUAAAUGCCAUUUGCAACCAGAUUCCCAUUCCCUGUACAACAACUCGCAGACAACCCAAAACUACGACAAUGCUCUCGAGUCAUUUAUCACCCAAAGUGGUAAACGCACACGCCGCACGACGCAACGAUCCUUUUAAGACUCUCCUGAAAGCGGGAUGGAUUUACGGAACAUCGGGAAACCGGAGCGCUCCAGCGGCCUCGUCUCACCUUGCUUGCUUUUUUUCCUCGAGACGAACGAUUCAGGGGAAUGAUUAUUGCCAAACUGGUGAGACUCAAAAAGGAAUUUGGGGGUUUUGAAGGUCAAGAAUGUCCAGGGUUUUAUUUUUUUAUUAUUUUUGAUGCUUUAAGUCAAAACACACACACACACACACACACACACAAAAGAAAAACAAGCACACAUAAGUAUGACAAAAAAGAUGGAUGUAUAUUUAUUUUGCUGGUGCAACCUGAAUCUGUAAUUUUUUUGUCACUUCCUCCUCUCGCACUCAUCCACAUAUCAUUAGUCUAGUUUACACAGAGACCCUGCAAAAUGGCCACUUUCACACAGCGACACGGCAUCCCAUCCUCAGGUCGUGAGAUGACAUCGAUAUAUAUACGCCAUCCCGCCGUCAGAUAAUUAUUUCUCGAAAAUCUGCAAUUGCUUUCGACAUAACGGGGCGAGAGAAGUGAGGUGUCGGGUGUUCAACUUCACACCCCUUUUCCCCGGGCAUUGAGGACGACGCUUACACACAGGCGCCGUCCCACCUCUUUUACGGCUCUUGCCUCUUUCUUACAGAGAUCCUGCUAAAAUUCCCACAACAGGCGACCCGGCAUUUGCCCGCAUUUUACACAGAAAAUUGGUGGGUCGACUUCGGACUCCCAUUUCCGUGUCCAUACCGGCCAAAACAAGGCAGUGUAAAAGGGGGCUGUUGUGAUGAUUAUAUUACCUCACAUGCACUCAAAUGACCCACCGAUGCAAUCAUAAUCCACUCCACCCACGCACACACACAUUGCACUUUACGGCAUGAACACACAUCAUACGCAUACAUUCUACACGCCAACCUUUAUCGCACACAAAAAGCACAAUACUUUUUUACCUGUUUCUACCUUUCUUUCUUUUUUAUUUUGAGCUUUUUUUUUCUUUUACCCCCACCCUUCUUCAGUCACCAGUCCCGAGGAACAAUCACGUCCCCCUUCAUCGCCGCUCGCUCUCCAGUUCUGCUGAUCGCCAACGUGCGUGUGGGUGUGUGUGUGUAUAAUAUAUCAAUAUUUAUACACGUAGUUGAAACCAGACGUUGACAUACACUAUAUAAAUGACACAUACGCUGGUUUUUUUCCCUUUCUUACUGUCUGACUAAACUUUUCCUGUUGUAGGUCUAUUAGAUUACCAAAAUUGUUUAGAUUUUUUUAAAUGCCAGAAUAAUAUAAUCGUUUUUUUGUUGUUUUGUUUAAAGACAAUUGACCUAAAACAGGAAUUUUUUUGUCUGAUUUCAUGUCAGUGAGAAAAGAAAAUAGCCCAUGUGUCUGUAUAAGGACACCAAACUGACACACAUGCACACACACACACACACACACACAAAAUAUUUAAAAAAAAAAAAAAAAAAAAAAAAAAAAAAGCACAGCUCUUUUGAGAGCUCUUUACGUGUGCAGCAGAAUCAACAGGAAAGGAGAAGAAAAUGUAACCCACUGGUGAAAACGUCAUCACCGGUGGGGAGGGAAAUGUCACAAUGUACUGUAAUAUAUAUACACUGCUUGCAUAUAUGCGUAUAUAUAACUGUAUUUGUUGCAUCCAAUUGUCAUUUCACUGAAAGAAAUGUUCAUUUCUUUCCUUUGACGUGUUGUAUAUUUUUGCACCACGACGUGAGGUCCUCUUUUAAAGUCUGCAUUAUGAUACCGUAACAGAGCAGGAGUCCCCAAACUUAUCACGCCAUUGGCGUCACAUAAUAAAAACCACCUGACUGAUCAAAAUGAACCUGUGACCCAUUUUGGGCCCGCAACGCUCAGUUUGGGAAACGCUGUCAUCGAUGUACCUUUUACUUGUUAGAUACCAGGCAUUCUCAGAUGUACUACCUCCCCCCCCCCCCCCCCACCCUCCUUUUUUUUUUUU
Phycodurus eques (leafy seadragon) is the source of this 3181-nucleotide messenger RNA. RefSeq names its product DIRAS family, GTP-binding RAS-like 1b (gene diras1b). The transcript is spliced from 3 exons. The coding region runs from base 287 to 883 and encodes 198 amino acids. Gene Ontology annotation, cellular component: plasma membrane. The record is from RefSeq and is a predicted model, not a curated record. Gene Ontology annotation, molecular function: GDP binding; GTP binding; GTPase activity. Lineage: Eukaryota; Metazoa; Chordata; Actinopteri; Syngnathiformes; Syngnathidae. Gene Ontology annotation, biological process: signal transduction.